This is a messenger RNA of Drosophila subpulchrella, 2251 nucleotides long. RefSeq names its product polycystin-2. Gene Ontology annotation, molecular function: calcium channel activity; calcium ion binding. Gene Ontology annotation, biological process: detection of mechanical stimulus. The record is from RefSeq and is a predicted model, not a curated record. NCBI's taxonomy places the organism in Eukaryota, Metazoa, Arthropoda, Insecta, Diptera, Drosophilidae. Gene Ontology annotation, cellular component: membrane. The transcript is spliced from 2 exons. The coding region runs from base 182 to 2245 and encodes 687 amino acids.
CAAUUGACGAAAUUAAAAAAUAGAUCUAUAACUAAAGCAGCAAAAGGAACCCUGUUGUACGUUGUCAAAGAGGUACUUUCCGAAAUCUGUAAAGGGAAAACCGACCUUAAGUUUAUCCGCCUUAUGCGGCUUUUGCAUUUGGAAUUUCUCUGGCUUUAAUCAUGAGGAUGCCAAGUUCAAUAUGAUCCUGGUGGCGUUUUUGACGGUGACGUUAAUACAGGUCCUGGUUUUUACGCCCAUUAAGUACGCGAUAUUGGCCAUGGAUACCGCUUGCUGGCCAGCUCAUCAAUCCCCUGUGACGCCCGAUGAAAAUGCCAGGGUGGAGACCUUUCUGGACAAGGCAAGAAUUAGACUUCGGUCACUGCGGAGUGAGCUGAUGAUUACGGAAAGCCAUCGAAAUGAGAAACUUAACUUGAAGUAUCGGCUGAUAAAGGAAGAACUUUUCUUGACAGGCAAGCUCUUCAUAUUGUAUUUCAUUAUGUCUUUAGUGUUAUUCGAUGAGUUGGAUUUUUAUAAUAACAACUCCACGCGGAAUCUUUUCAAGAGAGACCAUAAGUAUACGGUCGGCCUAUCAGAUUUGGUAACGCUGUCGGACGUAUAUACUUUCCUUGAGUUUUCCCUGAUCGUGGGCUUUACGGAUGGAGACAGCACAGGCCUCGGAUCGCAUUGGAUUCAUGCUGAGCCCGUCCGAAUGCUCGGCGUGGUAAGAUUAAGGCAGCUGAGGACAGAGGACAGCCACGUAGGUCUAAAGAGUCCCGUUUUCACCAACGAGGACUUUUCGGAAGGCUGGAAAUUGCCAUAUGAAUGGGUUCCAUAUACCAACAAAUAUUGGCCGAUCUACUCGCCUUGGCUGGGGACGGUUUCCGAUUUUCGGGAUAACUUAGUUAUGGGCAUCAAUCAUCAUGGGCAUUUUAUUAAAUAUCCGGAAAUGGCGGGUUACAAAAUCCUGCUCUCAGAUACCCGCAAUAAAAGUCUGAUAAUACUGUACUACUUGAUAGAUAACGUAUGGCUGGAUUAUAAUACGAGUGCUCUUUUUAUGGACUUUACUAUGUACAAUGCGGAUGCAAACAUUUUCAGCGUAUGCACACUGUGGGUAGAGCAAUUUCCCUUCGGGGACAUCCACUCCCAUGUAGAAAUCGAAAGUCACAUGUUCGUGGACCAAAUACGAGAAAUGUCGAAAUUUGGAAUGCUUGUAUUAUUUUUCACCGUUAUUGUGUGGCUGCAGUUCGCUAAGGCGUUCUUUGUGAAGGUCUGGUUCGAGCCCCGUCUUAUAAAGACCCUAUGGAUCCAGGUGGAUGCCCUAAUUGUGGGACUCAGUCUUACGGCUGUGAUAAUUCUAGCGAUUCGUGAUAACCUGGUCCAAUCCAUGAUCCAUGAAAUCGAAAUCUCCGUGAUGGUUGAGUUUAUAGAUUUUCGAGAACCAGCGCGACUCACGUACUUUUGUGAUGUGAUAGAGGGUUUCUCCAUAGCUCUGGUCACCAUGCGACUUUGGAAGGUGAUGCAGUUUUCCGGUACCUUUCAGCUAUUUACCAAAACAAUUUCAAUGGCUUGGCAAGCGCUUAUUUGGACGAUGGUAGUAACCGUCAUAUUUAUUGUCGCCAUUGCCCUCGCCACUGUCACAAUUAAUGGUAAUAACAGAAAGAUCUUCAGGGACUUACCCAAGGGCAUUGUAACUGUCACUUCUUUUGCCUUCGGCUAUUCUAAUGUAAUGACUCCGCUAGAUCUAUCUUUCGGUGGAGAGUUUUUGGGUAUUAUAUUAUAUGUCAUUAUGGGAUUUGUGGUCAAGUAUUUGCUGAUCAAUUUGAUUAUAUCCAUGAUGAGGGCUCUGAUGGCAAAUGCCAAGGCGAACAGGGAUAGAAAAGUAUUGCAUCGCAUAUCGUUUUGGGAAUUUCUUCGGGUGGAAUAUGCCGAUUGUAUUAAUUUUAUUCUGGAAGUGACCCAACUUAAAAAGGGCUAUAAGAGCCAUAAUCGGACAGUUUCCGAAAAUGUCGAACGAAAACUGAAGAAUCAAGAGCGAAUGGAUGAAAUGAUGAAAGGAAGGCAGGCUUACCCUGGAAUGAUCCCCAAAAAGCAGAGAGACGAGGGACUGAUCCAAUUGAGACAUAGGGAGCGUAUUGAGCGCACCAUUACCUUGGGCGCGAUUCUGCAAACGCAAAUGGAGCUUAUUGAGAAGCUAAUGUUCGGGGAUGAUGAUGGAAACCUGCCAAGUUUGGACGUAGCUGAGGAGAACAUUUCUUCGACUUAAAACACA